AUGCCCAAUACACCAGCCAUUGUAGGUUGCGGUGCUACGGUUUACGCUCGUGGAAAACAUGCUGGCGAUAAAGAAGCCGAAAUAGCAGAAAAAUUAUUUUCCUCUGUGGGUUUAUGCGAAGAAGUACCUGAAAAUUUAAUUGAUCCCGUUACAGCUUUAGCGGGUUCGGGACCUGCUUAUGUAUAUAUGAUGAUAGAAGCUUUGGCCGAUGGAGGCGUAAAAAUGGGUCUUAUGAGACCAAUCGCGUAUAAGCUAGCUGCACAAACAGUUCUUGGUGCUGGUAUUAUGGUUCGAGAUACCAAAAUACAUCCAGGACAACUUAAAGAUGAUGUAGCGUCACCAGC
Molecule: messenger RNA, 344 nt
Organism: Bombus impatiens (common eastern bumble bee)
Lineage: Eukaryota; Metazoa; Arthropoda; Insecta; Hymenoptera; Apidae
Product: pyrroline-5-carboxylate reductase 2-like
Exons: 2
Biological process (GO): L-proline biosynthetic process
Molecular function (GO): pyrroline-5-carboxylate reductase activity
Source: RefSeq, a predicted model, not a curated record